Molecule: messenger RNA, 2709 nt
Organism: Cotesia congregata
Lineage: Eukaryota; Metazoa; Arthropoda; Insecta; Hymenoptera; Braconidae
Source: the annotation of a GenBank genome assembly
AUGGAGCUCCGCGUCGGCAGCAGGUACCGACUCGGACGUAAAAUCGGGAGCGGCUCCUUCGGCGACAUUUAUCUAGGCACAAACAUCUCGACAGGCGAAGAAGUCGCCAUCAAGUUGGAAUGCAUAAAAACACGACAUCCACAGUUACACAUAGAAUCAAGAUUCUACAAGAUGAUGCAGGGCGGUGUUGGAAUUCCUGCUAUAAAAUGGUGCGGUUCGGAAGGUGAUUAUAAUGUUAUGGUGAUGGAAUUGUUAGGACCAUCACUUGAGGAUCUUUUCAACUUUUGCUCUAGGCGGUUUACGCUAAAGACAGUCCUACUACUCGCUGAUCAAAUGAUAAGCAGAAUCGACUUCAUUCACAGCCGUCACUUUAUUCACCGCGAUAUAAAACCCGAUAACUUUCUAAUGGGAUUAGGAAAAAAGGGUAAUCUCGUGUACAUUAUAGACUUUGGACUCGCGAAAAAAUAUCGCGAUGGUCGUACUCACAGGCAUAUACCUUACCGAGAAAACAAGAAUCUUACUGGAACGGCUCGGUACGCAAGUAUAAAUACACACAUGGGAAUUGAACAAUCACGGAGAGAUGAUCUCGAAUCAUUAGGUUAUGUGUUUAUGUAUUUUAACACGGGUAGUUUACCGUGGCAAGGAUUAAAAUCAGCUACUAAGAGACAAAAAUAUGAACGGAUAUCCGAGAAAAAAAUGUCGACGUCGAUUGACGAACUUUGUAAAGGAUUUCCUGUUGAGUUUGCUAAGUACCUGAGGUACUGUCGACAAAUAAGAUUUGAAGAGCGACCAGACUACUCAUAUCUCCGGCAGCUAUUUCGCACGCUUUUUCACCACGAAACUUUCACCUAUGAUUAUGUUUUUGACUGGAACAUGCUCAAGUUCGGUAAUGUGAGGCAACAAGCUUUACCAGCGGCACAGCAGGCACCUACACACUCUCAACCUGUUAAUGUUCCGCUGUCAUCGGGAACAAAUAACGAGCAAGAGCACCCCUCUAGGAUUUACACGCGUCAGUGUCUUGCAAAUGCAUCGGGUACAGCAGGUGGACCAACGGUAAGCACCUCGGGACGUCGUCAGAAGCACGAGACGGAGCAAGAGGAGCAAGAUAAAAGCGAUCUUCAAGGUAAAAUACAAUUCUACCAAAAGUUGUGCGCUAGCCAGCAGCAGGCAAUCGCCGAUCGUAGGAAUGCGACAACAACGGCAAGCGGUGUGUCGCAAACAGUUAACCACGAUCCAGCUGGUACAGCACCAAGUGCCUUUAGAUUCAGCACAUUCAAAUCCGCGCCGGGUAAUAAACCACCACCCGAUCCUAACUCACCCGAGUCACUUGACUUAUCAGGUCUCGGGUUGGGCCACCGCGAUAUUGUAACUCGUAGUAGGGCUGAGUAUAAUUCUGGAGGUUCACGUGAUUGUUACCAAUCAGGUGCUCCUCGUCUUCCGGAGAGAAGCACCAACGCGGAAGCUCAUCGUAUGGACAAACAGAGUUAUUUUUUUCAUGGGCAUAAAACUCAGAAAAACGUAGAAAAAAAUUAUAAUUCUGAGUUUAACGAGAAUGCGGAUGCAGCCAAAUCCCAAGCCACUGAAAUUCUUCCAUUGCAAUUUGAUUAUAAUUUUUUACCCAAAAAAACUGACGAUGCUUUUUUCAAGUACCGCAACCAGAUUAGUCACGCUAAUGAUGAGUCAAGUCAGGUAAAUAUUGAGUUUACCGAAAGAGAGGGUGAGUUUUUUAAAAAAAGCAGCACUGAGUUACUUCAAGCGACUGCUACAACAAUUAAACAAAGAACAUUUUCAUUUCGCAGCAAAGAUAAAGUACACAAAAGUCUCGAGUCUUUAGAUCCAAAUCCAGAUUACGGGAAUUUGGACGCUAAAAGCCUCGAUAAUUUUCCCGACGAGACCGCCAAGCUGUCAUUCUGUCACAGCAAGCAGCACAGCCUUGAUUCAGCCCAAAAAAAUAAUGACUCCUCAACUGUUAAACGCAAAAGACCGAAUUUCUUUCAACGUGUUGGACGCAGUCUACAUUUUUUACCCCGAGACAAAGAACGCACGCAAGAUUUAUUGAAGCAGAGCUGCUGUGAGCAAACAGAAAGUAUAAAAAAAGAUAAAAAUGAUGAUGAUAAUAAUAAAGAUAAGAAUGAGUAUUUUUUGCGUAAACAACAGGACAGCAAUUUUUUUGAGGCUGCUGAGGUGUUUAAUACUAAGAAUGAUUUUUUUUAUGAUAAUCGCCCGAAACGAGAACCAUUGUUCCAAUUCAAGGGAAAUGAAUUGAGCAACAAUUUUGUGACGGGCGAUUACAAAACACGUAAGACUGCUGCCGAAGAACAAGAUAAUGAUAAUGAUAAAUUAAGUUUUAAUACUCACGAAACUACCAGCGGUAAUAAGGACAGUUUAGAAAUCGGGUACUCGAUAAGCCAGCUAGGGAGAUUGUAUAUACAGAAUAUACAAAAUCAAGGCGACCAAUUGGGCCCUAAUGAAAUUACUGAUGGGCAAAAAAAUUAUCUGGACUGGAUCCCAAGAACUGAUUUGGAUGUACUUAGUCAUGUUGAUUCGUUCAAACGCAAGCCCCAGGGGAAUAUGGAUAUUCUUAAAGGGAUUUUGCUUGAUAUAUUUGUCUCAAGCGGUACGGAUGGACAUGAAAAACGGCGAGUCAGCAUAAGAUUACACCGUAACACAGCAGCAGCUGCUGCUGAGAUGCAGCCAAAACCCAAGUGA